Dreissena polymorpha is the source of this 8419-nucleotide messenger RNA. RefSeq names its product E3 ubiquitin-protein ligase TRIM33-like. The coding region runs from base 3839 to 4873 and encodes 344 amino acids. The record is from RefSeq and is a predicted model, not a curated record. Gene Ontology annotation, molecular function: zinc ion binding. NCBI's taxonomy places the organism in Eukaryota, Metazoa, Mollusca, Bivalvia, Myida, Dreissenidae. The transcript is spliced from 5 exons.
AUCCCCACGCUUUUUGAAAAAAAGGUGGGGAUAUUGUGGUUAUCUCCGCCGUCCGUCCGUCCGUCUGUCUGUCCGUCCGUCCUGGCCACUAUCUCCUCCUACACUAAAAGCACUAGAACCUUGAAACUUACACACAUGGUAGCUAUGAGCAUAUGUGCGACCCUGCACUAUUUGGAAUUUUGAUCUGACCCCUGGGUCAAAAGUUAUAGCGGUUGGGGUGGGGCCGCGUCAGAAAUUAUCACUCAUUUUUUUAGGUUAUUUUACAUUUACUUCUUUAUUUCUACACCGAUUUACUUCAAAUUGAUACUGGACCUCUCUUAUGACAAUACGGUCAAUCUCAACCAUGCAUGGCCCCAUUCCCAACCCUGGGGCGCCCCGCCCACAUAGGCCACACCCACCAAAAAUUUCCAUUUACUAUAAUUUUUUCAUUUCUACACGGAUUCACUUCAAAUUGAUACUGAACUUUUGUUAUGACAUUAGGGUCAAUCUCAACUAUGCAUGGCCCCAAUCCCAACCCUGGGGCGCCCGCCCACAUAGGCCACACCCACCAAAAAAUUCCAUUUACUAUAAAAAAAUUUUAGGUUAUUUUACAUUAACUUCUUCAUUUCUACACUGAUUCACUUCAAAUUGAUACUGAACCUCUCUUAUGACAAAACGGUCAAACUCAACUAUGCAUGGCCCCGUUGCCAACCCUGGGGCGCCACGCCCACAUAGACCACACCCGCCCAAAAUUGCCUUUUACUAUAAUUUCUUCAUUAAUACACUGAUUCACUUCAAAUUGAUACUGAACCUCUCUUAUGACAAUACGGUCAAUCUCAACUAUGCAUGGCCCCAUUACCAACCCUGGGGCACCCCGCCCACAUAGGCCACACCCUCCCAAAAUUGCCUUUUACUAUAACUUCUUUAUUUUUACACCCAUUCACUUCUAAUUGAUACUGAACUUCUCUUAUGACAAUACAGUCAAUCUCAACUAUGCAUGGCCCCAUGAUCAACCCUGGGGCGCCCUUGGGUCAAACAUGCGGCGUGGGGAUACGCGUCGGCCUCUGCCGCGCCAUUUCUAGUAAUAUUAAUGUUUCACAAUUAAUAACCAUACAUAUAUCUGAAACAUUAACUAAAACUAAACAUUUUAUUUUAAACUGCCAUGAUGUUAAAGAGAUAUUGCUCUCUUAAAAUCUGUAAAACGUCUGUUUAAUUUGGCCAAAAUACACAUUUCAUUCAUAUGUAAUUACUACUUAAGCCAAGAGCCUGAGGAUGUAGGAUAAAGGGAAUAUAGGGCAGAGCCCUUGCAUAUUGUUCUUUUUUUAGUCUUUCUAGGUGCAAUUUCUGGUUAGUACAUUGCGAAAUAUUGUCAGCCAGACCAUCCGUAACAUUGCAUGUUUAUUCGUCAUUCUAUAAAAAUGUUAUAAAUGACGUAAAAAAAUAAUUAAAAUCGGCGAACCAUUCGUAUCCGAAAACGACUGUCCAUAACAUGUCGAUAUACGUCUUCUGCACAUGCAUAUCGUUUGACGGCAGAAAAUUAAAACCAGUAACCUGUAACCUAGCAAAUACGCAAUCAAUAUAUUAUUUGGUUGACAUAUUGCUUUAAAAUACAAUACUGCAGUGCUUUACUUUGCUAAUAGAUAGUUUAAAGUAGCAAGAUUACGGACAUUAGCAACAUCCAUAGAUUGUACGGAUUUCGGACAGUACCUAAGAGGUUUUAUCAGUUACUGCUCAUGUCAGUACCAAUCAGAAAUCAAUAAUUAAAAGACCGGACAAUGUCUCAUGGCGAUAUAGUAAACGCAUAACAAUAACAAUACAAAUAGUAUAUAUUCGUAAUGCUAUAUUUUAUCCCCUUUGCGCACAAUAAGUCACUGUUUAGCAUUUGGUUAUUUCUAUUCGAUUUUUAUCGCAUAUGCACAUUUUUAACUGAAUUUAAAUUGUCAAUUUAUCCCAAUUACUUCCGCAUUAUGCAGCAGUCUCAAUUUGCAAUUUGACUAACGACAGAGAGUAACUUGUACUCUUAAAAACCUCCCAAACAUUUUGUGGGAGAUUCUUCAACAAUACAUGUAUUUGUUCUAUGCUGGCCAUAGCUUAAUUAUUUCAAGAUUUGUUGUGUUUUAUUCAAUUAUAAAUACAUAAAUUGAUGUAACACACCCGUACAUUGUGAAAUACCCCAAAUUGUAAUUCUCCCAACUGAGUGUCGCGUGCCGGUAAUUCUUAUGUUUAAAUGGCGUCAUUGACUUUUAAUGGAAUGUUCCCAAGUGCUUGACUGCGUUUUUUGAUUAAACUUUUAAUGUGUAAGUCUGUUUCUCUGUUUGUGAUAUUUGUUAAGCUCAGUACUCAAAUAUAUUAUGACUGAAAUUUAGCAGUGAGAUUCGGACUGUUUUAAGUUGUACAAAUCAUCAAGCAUAACAAUAAAUGACCAUCAUGUGAACAAUGGCUGUAUUGGUUCCCGGCAGCCUUGACAAAUAACAAUAGCCCAUUGAAAACUGUAAACGAGGUCCGGAGCCUGGCAUUCUAUACAUAGAUGGUUACUUCAAUUACACUAUUGUCGGUAAGACCGGCGUGUACACAAUGCCUCAACUGGAAUAAACCAAAGCGACUUGCAUCAGCAGUCAGUGAUGCGUAGCAAAUCCUCUCGCUAUCAGUAGAUCAGAUAACCGAUAAUUGCACACAGCAAACAAUGGCAGUAUUAGUGACGGCAUUGCGCACACAUGCGGCAGAUUAUCAAAGGACAAAAUAUAAGAAAAUGUCGGCGAUUUUGUUUUCGCUUUGAUGUAAUCAGAAAGCGAUAUCAAGCAUCGUAAGGCGACAAAGUCGCCUACGUCGCCCUCUAGGAUGAUCCCUGCUUUCUAAGCUUAUCACUCAUUAUUUUGAAGUAAAAGUGAAAGUAAUUGUAUUUUCAGUUAUUCAUAAAACCAUAUCAGUCAGUUUAUCCGUUGCAUUAGUAUUCUUUUGAUACUUGUUUCUGUUGCUAGCAGUGAUAAUAUAUCACUGGAAAUUUUCAAAACUUCUGGAUUGAACAGCCAUCUAUUAAUAGCUUGGGAUUCCCCGUGUUUCAUUGGUUGUUGCCAGGAGCUAACUGGAAAUGUUGUGCUCUAGCCUAGCCAGCUUCCAACCCGGUAUUUCUGGGAUAUGAGGGGAUAGAGGAUCUGCAGUGCGGUUGGAGCUACGACAGUUGCGAUGAAACGUGGACGCGGUUCUCUGGCAUUGCUGGGGAUCUGAUCUGACAUUCACAAAUCAAUUUUACCGGCUGUGGCAGGUUUAGUGGAGGUUAAAGGGCAGGUGUUGCGGACGUUUCUGAGCUAUGUGGCAAUAGAGGCACAAAGGCUGCCGUCCUCUUAUUGUUAUCAGGGACCUUGUGUCGCAUUCAAAUGAAAUAAUAUGAGGAAUGGACUCCUUCUGAACCGGACUACACUCCACCACGACAACACGUACUCCUGAAUGGGUACUAAAAUCGUCGGUUUCGCACCAAGGAGUUCAAUAGAGAUUUAUUAAGUGUGGAAAACAAAUUAUUACAUGUAGAGUUCAUUGGCUAACAGCAUUCAUAAGUGACAGAGUCAUUGCAGACAUUUUUAAACAAUUCGGAACAGUUGCAUAGUUACUUUGUUUACUUUUUUUAACAUUCCAGCAAACUUAAGUUUUAUUUUUUGUAGUGUUAGGUGUUACUUGUUAAAUGGACUAAAACUAGAUGGACUUGAGUUUUUUGGCUGUUUAAUUUUUAAGACCAGCAUUACGAGAUACCAACAUUGUUAAAGUUAAAGAUUCAGAGAUCUAAAGCUGCUGUGUUUGUAAAUAUCAUUCAAUAAAAUGGCAACCUUUUCACAAUCCACCAUUGACAAGGGAUCUGACAUGGUCCAUGACUUCUUGUGCUCGACUUGUGAAGACAAGAAACUGGAUAAUACAGCUGAUUUCUACUGCGAAUCGUGCGUUUUACUGUGGAAAAUGUAUUGGCCUGCACAGCCAGUUGUUUACAAAACAUGCCUCUUUUGGAAGGGGAGAUAUGAAGAAAUGGCCAGUGGCCAAGAAGGUGGAAGAUUUUCUUCUCAAAUGUGAUGUCCAUAAAGAAGAAAAUCUUAAAAUGUUUUGUGAUGAACACAGUGAGCUUUGCUGCACAAAUUGUGCAUUCCUGAAUCACAGACACUGCCAAAAGGUAACUCUUCUAUCAGACAAAGUAAAAGGUCAGUCCACAGACCUUCAAAAACUGUCAGUUUCUAUCCAAACUAUAUUGAAAGAAAUGAAGAAACUUCAAGAAAACCAAGAGGCGAGCAUUCAGCAGGUACAAAUUUCAUAUGAUGAGCAGUUACACACAAUACUGGAAACUCGGCAAAAAAUAAAUGCUGCCUUUGACACGCUUGAACAGAAGACACGGAAGGAAAUGAAAGAUACUCUGGUGAAACUGCAAUCCUCUUUCAAAAGUGAUGUUGACAAAUGCAUCGGGCUUCAGAAUGAAUUGAAACAACUUCGAGACGCCAUUCAGGACAUAUGUGAUAAAAGCAAGCUCGAACUAUCCUUUAUAGCCACCAGGAAAUGUGAGGAGAAAAAACAAGAGUUUGAAACCUUUCUAAAGAAGAAAUCUCUUCAGGCUAAAGUUUCAAUAACAUUCCAGCCUAACAAUGAAAUUAUACAGUACUUGUCAACACUGUCAGAUCUUGGAAAGAUUGAACACAGUACCCAGACAUUGAUGAUACAAGAGGAUCCAAACAAGGUAAUCACUGUGCAGGGGAAGUCUGAACAAAAUGUGAGAAUAUCAAGUGAUUCAGAGGUAUGCCGUGUCCGUGCCAUCUGUGUCCUCCCAGAAGGACAGGUCCUGAUAGCAGACAAUGGUAAUAAAACAAUCAAGCUUCUUGACCAGCAGUACCAGGUGGUGAGUCACUGUAGUGUACCUGUGUAAUAUCACACCCAGUGAGGUGGCUGUGGCUGUCAAUCACAAUGAUAGUAACAUAAAUGAGGUUCAGUUUAUCACAGUCAACAACAUGAAGAUGGUGACAGGAAGGAAGCUUCAGUUACAACAUGCAUGUAUUGGUAUUGCCUUCCACCAGGGAGACCUGUAUAUUACUGCUAAUAGUGCACUCUACAAGUAUACACUAAAUGGGAAACUUGUAAGCAAGAUGUAUGAGGAUACAUCAGACGAAUAUACAGUAGACAGGUGUGCUGUGAGUCACACAGGGGACAAGCUGUACAUCACUAACAACUCCAAGCACAAGCUCCUUAUCCUGGCCAGGGAUGGCUCAGUCCUGGCCAACUUCACUGACCCUGCACUACAAUACCCACGUGAUGUACACGUUACACAUGCAGGCCAGGUGCUGGUCCUUGGAGGCCUAUAUGGCAACCGUUCCAUCCUGCAGGUGGAUAGUGAGGGUGGAAGGAAGCUGGCUACUCUUGCUACAGUGAAGAAUGAUGUACGGUCAGUCUGCUACAACAGACACACUGCCUCCAUUCUUGUGGGAUUUUUUUAAAACAACAGUAUCCUAGUGUUCAAAGUGAAAUAGUGUACUUUUUAUUUUACAUCUGAUUUUUGCUUCAGAUGAUUUAAAUUGCCAUUGGAUUAUGUUGUAGUUUAGCAAUAGCAUUUUGUUUCAUGAUAUAACAGUGAUUGUUAUUGCAGAUGAAUUAUUUUGUAAAAAAAAUAAUCAUGAGUUCAAAGGAUAUGAAGCAUUUAUGUGAUCAUAAGAACUGCUAUAUUAUACUGUUUCUUGCAUCAAAGUUUUGUUUUUAACAUAACCAAAAACAUCAAAUUAAUAAAGGUUAUCAUUUUUUUAACAUACAUAAGAAAUCUAUUAGAUUACUUAAAAUUUAUCCUGUUGUGUUUUGUUUUCUGAAAACACAUUUCUUGUUUAAAUGUUUAAGACAUUUUUUCAGUGUAGCUGUCUAGUCAAGAUUUCUGUUUGAAUUUAUAACUUAUAGAACGUUGAGCUAUUGAUAAAAUUUUCUGCCAGUAGACCUGAAUAAAUAAAUGUCAAUUCGGCAUCGCCUAAUAUGAAAAUUAUAGUGAUGCAGCACGGCUUUUUGCAAAGAUGUAAACAGGAGUGUACAGGGUGAAGCUAUUUGAUCAAGUGUAAUGUUAAGCAGCUACAACAGUUUGAUUAUUUACUUUCAAAUUCUGAAAUCGCUACAUUUUUCGUGUGGUCCUUUAUAUUUGUCAGUGUUUUAAUACUUGAAUUCUGUGUGCUCAUAUAUAUAUAACAAUUAGUAUUAAAUUGAAUUCUAUGCAUUUGUAUAUAUAAACCCUUUCCCACUCCCACCCAGCAAAGUGAAAAUGGAUAGGUGCAAACAGCAUAAAACCAGAGUAACGAGUAAUGGCGUGCGAGUAACUCACAGUCUGGUCAGGAUUAAUUUGUUUGCUGCUCAUCAGUAUAUAAGGGUUGGAAAUGAAGCCUUAUAAACUUGAAUUCAGUAAGAAAGGUCUUAAAUUGAAUUUAACUUUCUAUUGGACUACAAAUGCGUCAAAAUACGUAACUAAGUGGUAAAUGGUUAAAGCAUGUUGUUGUUCCUCACUGUUCUCUACCCUAAUAUACCGAUGAAAAUGCAUUCCAAUUGUACUUAAUAAUUGACAUUAAAACAUUUAAAAGUAAUGAGUUUUACACAAGCCAGUCUUCCAACUGUACAAUAGUGACAUCUCUGUAAAUUCAAUACAUUCGAUCUCCUUUAAUUCGAGACACGCUUUAUUGUUACAAUCACACGAUAAAAAAGUUUAUGUGAUCUUAGGGAUGAUGUUUGAUUUUUGUUGUGCAAGUUUGAGCACACAAAUUGUUAAAAAAAUGUGUUUGGCCUUAUAAUAAUUUAUUUCUUGUUAUUAUUCCUUAAUAAGAUAUCCACCCCAUUAUUUAUUUUAUUAUCCAAAAAACAAACACAUUGUGAAACGGGUGCAACUGUUAAAACAGUUAAAUUGCAGCAUACAUAAUUAAAGACAAACUAUGCACGAUGACCUGCAUUGUUACCUUGCAAUAUGUAGGUGUUUUAAUGUGUCCUUAUUCUUAUUGAUAUAUAUGACUUCACAAUUUUUCAUUCUUCUUUAACUAAGUACAUGCAAGACAUUUUAGAUUUACAAAUAAUAUCAAUCAGUUCAAAUGAUUUUAUUAAAAUGUAAUGUGCAGUAAACCUUAAUUGAUUUUCUGUUCGUGAUUUUUGUAUGAAUUCUCGGGUUUUAAAUAUUGAAGAAAUGUAUUGUAAUCAAAUUCAAUGGAGUUGGUUAUGUUUCAAGAUAACAAUUACCUGCAUAAAUGGCAAGAAGUGGCUUCUUUACAAGUCACAAACAAUGGGUUGUAUCUGAUAUGCGACAUUUUUUAAUCACUUAAAGUGUCUACCGAUUCGUUUCAAAAUUUGCAAAUGUUCGUUGUAUUUUAGAACAUUUUUAAAGGCAUAUUUGUUACUUAAUUCUUACAUUGUUUAUAACAGUAAAAAUCAAAUGUAAGUGUGCCAAAGAUAUUGAAAUACCAGUGUUGUAGUGUUUUUGUUAUUAUAUGAUUGCUUUUAUAUUUAGUCAGUUGAAAGAGAUAUGGUCCAAUGUUUAAUAUGCUUUGUAAUUGAAUAAUCACAGAACCAUAAUUAGAACAAUAUUGGAAAGGCCCCACUUGUUAAAUUCUAGGCUCUAGCCUAUGUGGCUUAAGAAAUGUGGAAUUUGAAUAUUUAACUUUAGAUGAGUUUUUGAUGCAUACUUAUUUUCAGAGUUUUUUUUAACUUACCUGAGCACAAAGUGCUCAAUACCACAUAUUGUGAUCAUCUAUACAAUAUCUAGGUCAAGUUUUGAAUCUGGUUCACAUGUGUCCAUUAGCAAGGUCACAUCUAGUACUCAAUCUUGAUAAAACUUCAAUUCGGUUAAUCACUGUAAAUUACAUCUCACAGGUUAUAAAAGACAAUUUGCGGUCAGCGUUUCUGAAAAUUAAUAAACGGUAAAUAAGAGUUUUAAUACUUAUGUACAAUAACAUUCAUAUUGACGAUUCAAACGCUGUGUCUAGCAAACCAGAAAAACAUGUCUGUUCUUAGAAAGCUCGCUUAUUCAUAUUUUAAAUGCUAUGAAUGCUUUGAGUCAUUCCGGUUUUAUAUACAAUUGUACCUUAUUGUUUAUUUGUUAUUGUUUUAUUUAUAUGUUGACAAUUAUUAAAAGUAUAUAUUAUAGAGAAAUAAAUCACCUAAACUGGUGUGGCUCCCCGAUAUUAAUGUUGGUGUGAUGCAGCUAAGAACUGGACUGAAAAAACAAAUUUAACAUUAGUUAUCUGAAUUCUUUUUGAAUUUAUUGAUUUGACUGAUGAUUUUUUUCAAUAACAAAAAACAACAUAGAUGCUGUAAAUAUUUUUUUAAAGUUAUUUCUUGUUUGUAUUAUUGUUUACAGUAUUGUUUGUACAUAAUAUGUUAUUUGAUGAGUGCUGAUGAUUUAAAAUUGAUUUUUAUAUUAUUUGUACGUGUGCUUAAAGUGUGUAAAUACAAAUACAGUACACAA